UGAGCUGAGAAGCAGAGCUCUCUCCUCAUUCUCCAGACUUCACCAUGAGACUCAGAGACGGCUGUCUUCUGCUGGGAGUCCUGCUGCUCCUCACACACACCUCACACCAGCAGAACACUCCCAAAAAGAAACCCAACACUAAAAAAGACUCAGAUACUCGAGCCAGCGCUGCUUUGGAGGACCUGCAACAGCAGAUCAAUGACAUUGUGGUGGAGCUGAAUCUUCUAAAGGAGCAGCAGGCCCUGCAGACUGUCUGUCUGAAAGGCACGAAGAUCCCUGGUAAGUGUUUUCUGGUGGACACCGUGAAAAAGCGCUACCACACGGCCAAUGAAGACUGCAUCGCCAAGGGAGGAAUCCUCAGCACUCCGCUGUCUUCUGACGAAAACAGGCAACUCUACGAUUAUGUGCGCCAGACCAUCGGCCCAGACGCUGAAAUCUGGCUGGGCAUCAAUGACAUGCAGAAGGAGGGUGUUUGGAGGGACCAGGCCGGCUCAAACAUCCGCUACAAGAACUGGAAGCUCCCGCAGCCUGACGGCAGCAGCGCAGAAAACUGCGCUGUACUCGCCGGCGCUUCCGGUGGGAAGUGGCUGGACGACAAUUGUCGCGAGGAGAGAGCGUCCGUCUGCGAGUUCAACAUCGUCUGAGAUCAUCCAGCGCACAAGUUUGCUUGGCCUUAGCUGUCCUUUUAAUUGCACAAUCCUGCUUGCAUUGUGUUUGCGCCGUAAUUGUAUGUUUUUCUUUUGAGGGGAACAAAGAUUGUCAUUUUACUCCAUAAAAAUGUUCAGAUACCAAAGCUGAUCUAUAAUCAAAGACUGAAAACUGUAAUAGACAUUUUUGGACAGUCUCCAUUAAGAUCUAGCCAAAAACACAAACUAAACAAACGCAUUAAAAAAAAUGAAAAUUUACUGACCCUCAGGCCAUCCAAACAUCACAAUAAUCCACACUGGAUUUAAAGUCUUGUGAAGAGAAAAACUAAUCAAUCAUAAAGGUGUUUUAACUUCAAACCGUUGCUUUUGGCUAAAGUAGAUGAUCCAUAUUAACGCUUCCUCCCUGUUGUCCUUUCACAUCAAAAACAAACCAACAUAUGGUCAUACUUUAUAUUAGGUGGCCUUAACUACUAUGUACUUAAAUAAAAAAAUAAGUACAAUGUACUUAUUGUGUUCAUAUUGUAUUGCAAAACACUUUAGCUGCUAUUGAAGUGGGAUAUGUGUAAGGUUAGGGACAGGUUGGGUAGGUUUAAGGGUGGGUUAAGCUGUAAGGGAGGGGUCAACAGUGUCAUUAUAAAUUUAAUUGCAGAAAUUAAUUACAGAUGAAAUUACAUAUGUGUAUUUUUUAAAAAUAUAAGUACAAUGUAAAAACAUGCAUGUACACAAUAAAUGCAUUGUACCAAAUAAUUAAUUUAAAUGUAAGUACAUAGCAGUUAAGGCCACCUAAUAUAAAGU
Molecule: messenger RNA, 1442 nt
Organism: Onychostoma macrolepis
Lineage: Eukaryota; Metazoa; Chordata; Actinopteri; Cypriniformes; Cyprinidae
Gene: clec3bb
Product: C-type lectin domain family 3, member Bb
Exons: 3
Coding region: 45-644 (199 amino acids)
Source: RefSeq, a predicted model, not a curated record